Onychostoma macrolepis is the source of this 1675-nucleotide messenger RNA. Its product is annotated as OCIA domain-containing protein 1. Bases 122 to 829 code for a protein of 235 amino acids. The transcript is spliced from 8 exons. Lineage: Eukaryota; Metazoa; Chordata; Actinopteri; Cypriniformes; Cyprinidae. The record is from RefSeq and is a predicted model, not a curated record. Gene Ontology annotation, cellular component: endosome.
GAAAGCUGGUUACCCAUGAACUCCUGCAGCACAGUCGAGGAAGAAGGUAGGCUCCAGUGGAUUUGACAUUUGUGAGCGUGAGUCGCGAGACUGUACUGCAGCCAAAGACGUCGGAUGCACAAUGUCCCAGCAGUCUCCAGCCGACCCUGAACGGCCAGGAAAUGCAGCCGUGGGUCCUGUAGGAAUUGACUACAUCCCCACAGAGGAUGAGAGAAGAGUGUUCAGGGAGUGUAAUCAGGAAAGCUUCUGGUACAGAUCUCUCCCUUUAUCUGCUAUCAGCAUGGCCUUCACUCAGUUCCUUAUCUCUAGAGGUGCUCUUACAGCCUCCGGUAGAUUUGGAUCUUUGCCCAAAGUUGCUUUUGCUGGUAUUUUUGGCUACCUGGGAGGGAAGAUGUCAUACAUGAAGACAUGCCAGGAGAAAUUUAAGAGCUUGGAGAAUUCGCCGUUGGGGGAGGCACUGAGACAGAGACAGCGCCACCAGCCACCAGUGUUUACCCAGAUGCACCCGGAAAUGAGUGAUCCAAACAAAGCUGAUUUUCAACUUGAUGAUCAGAGGAAUCAGUCAUUCUCCAAUUCUAGUGAUUUCACUUACAGUGACCCCGUGUCCUCAGCAGCUCAGUAUGACACUCAAAUUACAGCAGAACCAACUUACGCUGAGCAGGAUGUACAGAAGAAACACAUUCUGUACGAGGAUCUACGGAGUAAGAACAGGGAAAACUAUGAAGUUACAACGACUCAGAAACCAGAGACACUGUUGAAGCCUUCACCUGAGACCAUCCCAGCCAAGAGAGGGAAGAAGAAUAUAUAUGGAGACACAUGGGAGGAAUGAGAGCUGCUUCAACACUGUUUCACUGUCUAGAACCGCUGUCUGUAACUGAUGUCUUUUACAAUACAGAUGUCUAACUAUGUCUGAGAAAUGUCUGUUCUUCACUGUGUACCUAUUUCAUUUGGUUAAAGACUAUUUUUAUUUUUACAGUGUGUACAGCUUACAACCUUCAGUUGCUGGUACCCAUUGACUUCCAUAGAAUGGGGGGAAAAAAUCAAUAUGCAAGUCAUUGGGGACCAACUAAAGAAGAACUACUAUCCCUUUUAUACAUGAUCUAAUAAUAGCAGCAAGAUUUUUCUACAUUCCUGGAAGACCACUUUAUUGGUGCUUUCCCACUCACUGAACUGGUCCCACAGUUCCAUUAGCACUAGCGUUUUUAGCACACCAUGAAAUUAUAAUUACUGUCUUCAAAACUGUAUGACGUUUUUUUUAAAUCAUUAUUACAAUUGCAGGAAUCAUUUAGGUCAGCGGCACAUUUGUUUCAAGAAUGAGUUAUAUGUCAUCUUUAAUACCCAAGAUUCAUAACCCCCUAAUUAGAAAUAUGAGCAAUUAUUAGCACAUACAGUUUUGCUAAGACGGACUAAUCCACAAUAAUUAUGGUAAAAUAAUUUGACAUUAAACCCUUUGAAUUUAAACAGUCAUCACAAUACAGGCAUACAACAAUCAGAAUUGAAUGGAAAAAAAGAAACACGAAAAUCAAGUUGGGCAUAUUUUAUUUCUGUACACACAUUGUACAUAAAUACACUGAAAUUAUUUUUUGAAAAAUAAAAAUGAUGUCCCUGGGAUUUGGGAUGACAUCAGACGAGAGAUUUCAGUAAUAAUAUCGGUAAUCACACACACACACACACA